CUUGGAGUAAGGGGAUUGUCAAACACUUCUCUGUGUUUUGGUGUAAAGUUGAGAGAGUUUGUGUAGUUUUGAGAGAGAGGAGAAAAAGGGUUUAACAAAGACUUCUGGUAGACAUAGUUGAUGAUAGUCUGAGUAAAACAGCGUUCUUCUACUUUUUUUAUUUUAUUUUUAACAUCCAGACAACCAUGGAGAGGGACUUACCCUGUUGGACAUCACCCUGGGGAAAGAAGUCCGUGCUUUGGUUUUGCUUGGUUUUGUUUUACAUAGCUGGAGGUAAAGGUGAGAUGUCCCACGCCCACUCCACACUGAGUGUUUCAGCUCUGCACCUGACCUACAUCUGUCCCGAGGGUGCAACCGUCAAACUGGUGUGUGCCCAGAAAGGUGCCGCAUUGUACAACACUGAUAUCUUGAAGCAAAGCUGGCUUUUCACACCCCACAGAGAUCAGCACUGUGCAGGACGGACGGGUCCGCGGCAUACUGUCAUUGGUGGUCAUUCCCGUGGCAACCACAGCUUGCCGCCUGGGUUGCAAUUUGGAUCUGCAGAGCACAACUUCUGGGUGGUUCUGCAGAAUGUGACCAGCGCCGACCAGGGUCGUUACUGCUGCAUGGUUCUAGACAUACAGCGGGACCAUAAGCAUGGCAUCCUCCUGCAGAAACCCCACAGCCACGUUUUACUCCAAGUCACACCAUGGAGCAAAGGAUCCCAAAACUGCACUAUUCAGGAUUCCACACCACCUGGAGGCUUUGCGCCAGUGGCCGGGGCCAUCGCAGCCUUUAUCUUGACUCUGCUUUUUCUGCCUUGUAUUCUGGUGCUUGUAUACAAACAGAGGCAGAGCACCCCUUCGAGUAGACGUGCACAAGAGCUGGUGAGGAUGGACAGUGAGUCUCUUGGACAUGACAACCCUGUGUUUCUUGGAGGAUCACCGCAGAUUAAGACCCGUACCGUUUCUCAGAUCAUGACCAGGCAAUCCUCAGAAACAGGACGGCACCUGUUGUCUGAGCCGGGAACACCUCUUUCUCCUCCUGUGCAUGGGGACAUAUUCUUCCCAAUAGAAGACACCAUCUUUGAGUCUCAAGACUUCAUGCAGGUUUAAAGGGGGCUGGAACCUGCUGACCUGGAAACAGUCCUGCAACUCUCUUCCUUUUCUUUCUGCCUCCAGAGCGAUGUUGCCCUUAUCAGCUGUCUCACAAUAACCUCUGCUGAGAUUGUCGUCUGUACAUUGUCUGGACCGCAGGAGGGAACAGACUGCGUUUUUUAUUCAAAAACUAUUUACGCCUGCAACAACAGCUGGAGGCCAAAAGCAAACUUUUGCUGGUUUGCACUUGAGUUGUGGCGGGGGCUGGGUUGUGUGUGCGAGGUUUCAUCUACACACAGACAAUGACUCAUGGACCAACAGGUGCCGGCUGCUUGAAAAGACUCUUUAAUUUAAACUCUGGUGCGGACCAAAGAACUGUUCUGGUGCGGUUUGUUUGUGAUUGAUAGAGCUGUCAAAGAAACUCAUACAGUGACAUAAGAUAAUUUGGUAACCAUGGUAUGUUUAUCACUUGCUGUCAGUAAACUUGGUUUUCAUCAACAAUAAACGAUGACAUUCAUCAAAAGUGUUCAGUGUGUGACCAUGUCUCACUUCAGCUGUAAUAAGUCAGACCACAAAAUGGACUGGAAAUAAAAAACAACAAUGUGUAAAACAUUUUAAUCGACCCACACGUAUGAAGGCGACCGAAGGUUUUCUCUCAUCCAUGUUAUUGUAAUAAAGUGCUCUAAUAGCUUCAUACCAAAGGAGGCUCAAGCAUCAGAAGUCUCAAUAUUCAUGUACACGUUGAGAAUAAUUUGUUGUUAUGGCAUUACACUCUUCCUCUGUAUCAUUUCCACUCAGCUUAUUUUAUCUUCCCUCUUCGCUACCUCAGUUAUCGUCAGCUCUGCUGCUCUAAAUACUCACCUUCCUUCCUACUCUCAGAAACGCAGCACUUCACAGUGGCCUUAAAUAUAUUCAAAAGGUAUGUAGAAAAAAAGCUGUUGGUUGUUUUUGUUAAUAAAUGGUCAUGAAUGUCAUUCACGCUCAUGUAAAGUUGAAAAUGUAAGAAUAAAAUGCUUAUUGAUUUUCUCUUGAAUGUAACAGAUUCUUAUUUAGAAAACAGCCUCAUAAAACUGCUCAAUCACUGCCAUCUCAACACUGUCUUUUGAAUCCUUUUUGUUCUGUUAUCAUUUGAGUUAUUUGAUAGCAUGUGUAUAUUAGUGUUUAUUCCUGUUUUGUGCGUGCAAUGUGAUGUAAAUAAGUAAAUGCUAUUUAGCACAUAUGUGGAGGAAUGGCAUUGAAAUGUUAACCAAAUCAUAUCAAGGUAGAUUGAGAGACAAUAAGAAGUGAUUGCAAAUGAUUGUAAUGUUAUUAUUACGCAGGCUGUGUGUGAUUGUUCGAAACCACUGGUGUUUCUUUCAUAUUGAGAUUAAAUGUGUACAGCAGGUGCUCAGCGGAAAUGACCUCCAAAUGAUGUGUAGCAGGUAUAAGACAGGGUAUUACGUUUGUAUGUUUUCUUCUAUAUUAACAUUUAAAUACUAUGAUAAAUAGUCAAGUCGAGGUUUGAGUAUUUGUGCUUUUGAGUGUUCCUGUGUGUGUGGGUUUACUCGGGUUACAGUUUAAAAAAUAACUUUGUGGUCUGGUGUUCUGUGUGUGCAUACAUGCAUGCAACUCUGCAUCUGAAUGUAUGCAAGUGUGUGUUUUAAACUGUAAAAACAUUAGACACAGACAUGGAGCAGUGCUGCAAAAGCACAUUUGUUUUACGGUAUAUAUUGCGUUUAAAUAGUUUUGGUUGUAGCUUGUAUAAUAAAGUGGAGCUCUUGAACCUUA
Messenger RNA from Cottoperca gobio, 2843 nucleotides. RefSeq names its product V-set immunoregulatory receptor (gene vsir). NCBI's taxonomy places the organism in Eukaryota, Metazoa, Chordata, Actinopteri, Perciformes, Bovichtidae. The transcript is spliced from 7 exons. Gene Ontology annotation, biological process: negative regulation of alpha-beta T cell activation; regulation of immune response. The record is from RefSeq and is a predicted model, not a curated record. Bases 186 to 1094 code for a protein of 302 amino acids. Gene Ontology annotation, cellular component: plasma membrane.